Molecule: messenger RNA, 3304 nt
Organism: Cheilinus undulatus (humphead wrasse)
Lineage: Eukaryota; Metazoa; Chordata; Actinopteri; Labriformes; Labridae
Product: C-C chemokine receptor type 4
Exons: 4
Coding region: 569-1714 (381 amino acids)
Biological process (GO): chemotaxis; immune response; G protein-coupled receptor signaling pathway
Cellular component (GO): membrane
Molecular function (GO): chemokine receptor activity
Source: RefSeq, a predicted model, not a curated record
UUUACAUUUUAAAUGUUUUGAAUACUGUUUACUAGAUGUACUUCAUCGGCAUCAUCCUACAGCUGUAAACACAACUCUUUGCAAGUCAGUGUCAUCAGCCACAGGAAGUUAGGGGUCUAUAUGGGCGUCACAGCUGGUGGCUCUGCAGAUGAAUAGGUUUAAGAUGCGGUUUAAAGAUCACAUCUAUUUGAUUAUGGUCAGCCCAGGAGGAAGUGUGUAAUAUUCAUAGACAGACGAGUAUCUUAUAUUUAUGUCUACACCUGUGAGAGUUGUUACAAAUGUUGCUCUGACAUCACAGUACACUCUAAGAGACACAGGCAAUGAAGCAAAUCCUCCGAAGUUUUAAUGGUAGAUUUUGGGAUUUUUUUUAAGUUGCAGUCAGGCGUGAGUCAUUAAACGGUGAUCUGAAAGUCAGCCUAAAGGGCAGGAAAUUCCACCAAUAUCUCUAGAUUUCCUCACUUUUACAAGCUUUCCUUCAAGCCUUGUUUUUAACAUUUAGUUCUAUCUCUGUUAAGUAUUGGUUUCUCAGACUUAUCAUGAUGGUGUGGAAGAUUGUGCCAGUCAUGAUAUGAAAAGAAGAAAAACAUACAAGUCGUCUUUCUUUGCUUCUCCAGGAUUUGAUCUGUCCAUUUCAACUCUCUUGAAGGUUAUUUUUCUCAGCAUUUCAAGAACAAGGAUAAACAACAUGAGCGAACCAGAGAAUGAAUCGUAUUUUUACAACUACCAGUAUGAUUAUAACUCCACCAGCUGUGAUCAGGACUCCAGUCCAGAGUUGUCUGCCAGAGCCAUGCUGAUCCUUUGCUAUGUGCUGUUUUGCCUGGGUCUGCUAGGUAACAGCACUGUUAUCUGGGUUCUUCUGAGAUAUAUAAAGCUGAAGAGUAUGACGGAUGUGUGCCUCCUCAGCCUCUCUUUUUCUGACCUCAUACUGGCUGUUUCCCUGCCACACUGGGCUUACAACUCCCAGAGCCUCACAUCAUGCAAAAUGAUGACAGGAAUCUAUCAGCUGGGUUUCUACAGUGGCACUUUGUUUGUGACUCUCAUGAGCGUGGAUCGCUACCUAGCCAUCGUCCACGCAGUUGCAGCCAUGCGAGCCCGAACGCUUCGCUUCGGUAUCACAGCCAGCAUCGUCAUCUGGAUAAUCUCCAUCGUCAUGGCCAUCCCUCAGGUGGUGUUCGCCUCCUUGGAGACGGAUGAAGAGAACCGCUCUCAGUGCCAGCCACUGUAUCCAGAAGACUGGCAGUUUUUCUGGAAGAUGCAGAGAAACUGGAGUGAGAACUUGGUCGGGCUCUUUCUUUGCCUCCCCAUCAUGAUCUUCUGCUACAUGAAAAUUCUCCUUGUUCUAUCCAAGGCCAGGAACUCCAAAAAGGAGAAAGCUGUGAGGCUGAUCUUUGCCAUAGUGUGUCUGUUUGUGGUAUGCUGGGUCCCUUACAAUGUCACAGUUUUCCUUCAGACGCUGGAGCUGCUCAAAGUUCUAAACACCUGCAAGGCCUCGACAGCUAUCAGCAGCGCCAUGGGUUUUGCUGAGAUCAUUGCGCUGUGUCACUGCUGUGUCAACCCAAUCAUCUAUGCCUUUGUAGGGGAGAAGUUUAGAAAGUCCCUGUGCACCAUGCUAACAAGGUGCCUGGGGUUGAGGCAAUGGAGAGGAAUGACUCCCAGCACCAAAGACACCACAGAGAAAGAGACAUCAAACACACCUGUGAGGUCAGAGUAUUAGUGAUGACAAACACCUGGCUGGCCUUGGGUUGUUGCAUGUAAAUAUGAUUAUGUUGCCUUUGUUGUUCAUUAAAGAGAUACAAAGAUAGUCAAAUGUUGGCAUGUGUAUGGUGCAUGUUACAGUGUCAUUUUGCAGAUGCUUUUGUCCAAAGCGACAAACAUCUGAGACAUAGACAGGUGAUCAUGGUGUAAAGGAUCUUGCCCAAGGGCCCACACUGGAUACUGAUAUUGCACAGACCAGGUUUUGCACUUCAAACGCCUGCAUCGCAGUCAGCAUUGAAAAUGAGUUACCCAGCCUGGAUGGCAUGUGGUUUGUCCUUCUAAGAGCUCUGAACCUCAAGAGUGUCAGUUUUUUGAAGGGAUGUUGUAUUUUGAUACCAAAGAGAUUUAUAUGAAAAAUAUAUUAACGCUUUGUCAAUCAUUGUAGAUUUUAUCUUAUAAAGUUGUCAUGUGUGGUCUGUUUGUUAUUUGAAAGUGUUUUAUUCUAGUUUAUUGUGUUUUCUGUCUUCUUCAUGGUUUCUUUGUAAUUCUUUCUAAAUUCAGGUCUUGUGUUUUUCCUGUUUUAUUAUUCACUCUCUGCAGUGGUCAGUGUCUUGACUUUGACAGUCUUGAUUUAGAUUUAAAGUGUUUUAACCACAGCCCUAAGUUUACUUUGUGUACCCCACUGAAUUCGACUUUUUCUUCCCUUGUGUUUCUGACUCCCUGUGUUUAUUGUCUUAUGGUCAUGUUUUGAUUUUGAAUUGUCUCCUGUUUUAUUUUGUUAUUUCUCAGUCCUUGUGUUUCUUUUCGUUUCAUACCAACUUUGUGAUUGUAAAUUAUUGGAUGUUAUUUCUGCCAUUCAGUGGACUUUUGAGAGCUUUAAUAUGUUCAAAAAUGUAUAAAACUUUGCAGGUACAUUACGCCAAGGCCACCCAUAACAGAGUAUAGAAGGGAGAGUUUCCAAACUGGGGUCCCAUGGAAGUCAGCAAAAUCAUGGUCUAUUGUAAAAGUUAAGCUGUGGUAACCAUAUUUUAUUUUCAGUCCAAAAAAUAACCACUCUUAUUCUUAAGAGUAAAAAUGAAUUUAAUUUUUUGGGCUGUAGUACAAUAUAGAUUUUUUUUCAAAAGGUAUCCCCCUCUUUAGAAUAGCAUCAAAUAGAGAUAAAAACAAUAGAAAUAGAAGUUUUUCAUGGGUGAUGUUAACAAAGUGUAUGGGCACAAAUGCCAGACUUUAGAGCUAAGCCUUGGUGCAGAAUCAUCGUUAUGCCAGAAAAUGAAGACACUGAGACAAGUUAAAUUAAAAAAAGGAUAAUUGUGAAAAGAAAGCUAAAGUGUGAAAAAAUGGGUUAAAAGCAGCAAAAAAAGAGAUGGGGAAAAGGGUAAAAACAACAGAUGGAUUUAAAGUGGCACAAAUUGGUUAAAAGACGUGGAAAUUGAUCUUCAGUGGCAAAAAAUGGGUAAAAUGAAGCAAAAGGGGAUUAAGAAUGACAAUGGGAGGUGGAGAAAAUAGUUUAAAGCAACAAAAAUGGAUUUAAAUGAGCAAAAUGUAGAUAAAUUGGGUGAAAAUCAACACAAAUGGGCUAGAAGUCGAAGAAAAAAGUGGCAAAAUUGAU